Molecule: messenger RNA, 1698 nt
Organism: Polyodon spathula (Mississippi paddlefish)
Lineage: Eukaryota; Metazoa; Chordata; Actinopteri; Acipenseriformes; Polyodontidae
Product: dipeptidase 1-like
Exons: 10
Coding region: 151-1485 (444 amino acids)
Biological process (GO): proteolysis
Molecular function (GO): metallodipeptidase activity
Source: RefSeq, a predicted model, not a curated record
GUGUGGAGAUGGACUGACUGGGAUUCUGGUAUUUGAAAGGAAAGAUUCAAAAUAAGAAGUGAAGCAGGAAAAGUAUCAAGGAGAGCGACAGAAGGAAGACAAUAAGAAAAGGAAUAUACUUUAUUUUAUUUUUUUAAACAUUAAAACACAAUGAUUUGGUGUGUGAUAUUACUGAAUGUGCUGAGCGGAUUUAUCAUCUGCUCUGCAGACAUUAACAAGGAAAAAGCAUUGAGACUAAUGAGAGAGACCCCCCUAAUAGAUGGACACAAUGACCUUCCUUGGCAGAUGAGGCAGCUCUUUAACAAUGAGCUGGAAAAGAUGGACCUUAACACUCUGGAAAAGACUCACACCAACAUCCCAAAGAUCAAAGCUGGACGUCUCAGCGCUCAGUUCUGGGCUGCUUAUGUACCCUGCGAGUCUCAGUACAAGGAUGCAGUGAUGAAGACUGUGGAGCAGAUUGAUGUUGUGCACCGCUUGUGCCAUCUCUACCCUAAUGACUUGAUGUUUGCCACAAGCAGCGACGAUAUUUUAUCUGCGUUCAAGCAGAAUAAAACAGCCAGCCUCAUUGGAGUGGAAGGGGGUCACUCGAUCGACAGCAGCCUGGGCACCCUGCGCAUGUUCUACAAUCUGGGGGUGCGCUACCUCACACUCACACACAGCUGCAACACCCCCUGGGCAGAUAAUUGGCUGGUGGACACUGGAAAGGACACAUCAGAAAACAAUGGCUUAUCAGAUUUUGGAAAAGAAUUGAUUAGAGAGAUGAACCGGCUGGGAAUGCUGAUUGACUUAGCACACGUUUCUGAGAAGGUGAUGAACCUUGUUCUGGAACUCUCCAUUGCCCCAGUCAUCUUCAGCCACUCCUCCGCCUAUGAAGUGUGCAAAAGCAAGCGCAACGUUCCUGAUGACGUCCUCAAAAAAGUGGCUUUAAAGAAGGGAAUCGUAAUGGUGAACUUUUACAAUGAUUACGUCACCUGCCAGAAAACCGCCAAUCUAUCAAAUGUGGCAGAUCACUUUGACCACAUCAAGAAGGUGGCAGGCCAUGAGAUCAUUGGCUUUGGAGGGGACUACGAUGGAGUGUCCAGGGUCCCAGAAGGAUUGGAGGAUGUCUCCAAGUACCCUGACCUGGUGGCUGAGCUGCUGAGACGAGGCUGGACCGAUACUGAGGUGAAGGCAGCGCUGGGAGACAACCUGCUGCGAGUCUUCAGGGAAGUGGAGAAGGUGAGCAUGCUAACAUCCUGCUUCUCCAUUACAAAGCAUUGUCAUUAUUUUAUUCAUUACUUCUCCUUGCUUAUUUUUGAGGUGCGGGACUCAAUGACUGCUAUUAAGCCUUAUGAGGUUCCCAUUCCCUAUGCUGAUGUGGUGAACCCAUGCAGGACCAUGUAUGGAUAUCCGCCCCAAGACAAUGCAGGGAGUAUGAUCUCUUUGGGACUGCAUCUCCUUCUACUCACAUUGCUUCUGCACGGCACCAUACUUCAGCUCUUUUAACUCCUCUGCAGUUGUCCAUUUCAGAACAGGAAUCUGUUUACUAUAGGUGAAAGCAUUACAAAGUGUAGUAAUAUAUGGUAAACUAUAAAAAAUGCUUAGAAUUGGCAUGGAAAAGCAGGGCAAAUUAUAAAAUGACAGUCAAAAUGUACCCUGGUUUGCUCUUAUUUGGGCUAAUCCCUUUCAAGGAGUGAUAACUAUGGAUUUAAUAUCAAU